AUCAAUAUUAAAAAAAAGAAAUAAAAAAAUAAAUUAGAUAAAUCGACGAGCAACAACUACAGUUUCAGUGUUACGGAUCUUGAUGCUGUAAUAGUAGUGUGUGUUUGUGGUGGAUCUUCUGAUCGUGAUCCUCUGCUUCUUCUUCUUCUUCUUCACCAUUUCUAAUUCUGCGUUUUUCUUUCUCUUAGAUCUCUCUCUCUCUACUAUCAAUCUAUCAAUGGUGUUCUCUAUCCAAUCUUUCAUGGCAUUUUGACUAUCCUUUUUACCAGGUCUUCUAUUUUAUCAUCUCAGUCCUAGUUCCUUCGAGUGGCUUUGUGCGAGUGAUGGAUCCAAAUAACCUUUCACCUGAUGAUGGGGUAGAAAAGGUCCACCAAAAUGGUGCUUUUGAGGAACCUGAAAAACAAGAGAAUGGCAUCGCUUUGAAUGAUGUAGACCACAGUGUCACCCAAAAUACAGAAGCUGCGUCUCCAACUGAAAAUUCCAACCAGCAUGAUAGCAUUACAACUGAUGACUCAUCUACGAGAGAAAAUGAAGAAUCUAAUGACUACAUGAGAGGAAAUAAUGUUACCAAUUCAAAGGAAGAGGAAUCGAAAGCCAAAGACCAAACACAGCAAUCAAAAGCACGGAAGGCUCCUGUGAAGAAUAACAAUACCAAAGCACCAAGUUCCAGAGGUGUACAUUCUAGUUCAGUGAGAAGGGGAAAAGAUGGAAAAGCUGAAGAGACCACAUCUGCUGUUUCAAAUGGUGCUUCAGCUCGUCCACGACAGCCUGCUAAAACCAGGUCAUUUAAUGAUCGGCAGAAUCAAUCGUCCAAGCACUCUUCAAAAUCCGAAGCAGCAUCUUCUGAGAUACCAACGGAGAAUACAAAAACAAAAUCAGUGAAAAAGGGACCCUCUGAGAAAGCUCACGGAGAAACAGAAUCUUCAGUCGGUGCAGAAGAUGACAAACCACGUAGGGUGGGGACACUUCCGAACUAUGGAUUCAGUUUCAAGUGUGGUGAGCGAGCUGAGAGAAGAAAAGAGUUUUACACCAAACUUGAGGAAAAGAUUCAUCAAAAGGAGGUGGAGAAGAGUAACAUGCAAGCAAAAUCCAAGGAGACUCAAGAAGCCGAGAUUAAGAUGCUUAGGAAGAGUCUAACAUUUAAAGCAACUCCAAUGCCAAGUUUCUACCAGGAGCCUCCUCCUCCUAAGGUGGAGCUCAAGAAGAUACCAACUACAAGGGCAAAAUCCCCCAAGCUUGGUCGUAAAAAGGGCUCAACAAAUCCAGACUCAGAUGGAAAUACUAGCAGCAGUUCUCAACAGGGUCGGUUAAGUCUGGACGAGAAGGCAUCUCAGGGUAAAUUGACUAAAGAAACUGUUCCAGUUGAGCAAAAGAAACCGCCAAGGAAAUCUCUUCCUACUCGACUAGCUUCUGAAAGGAUACGAUCUUCCAAUUCAACAGCUGCAACAACUAAAUCUAAGGUGGUGAAGGGCGAUAAGACCUUGCCUAGUGCAACAAAAAAAGAUACCAACUCAUCUAGUGCUACUGCCGGAGAGGAGAAAGUUAAGGUGGCUACAAAAAAUGAAGAGAAUACUACUUCAAUCAGUGGGAACAUUGAAGCUCUACCUCCUAGGGCAGUCCCUUCUGACGAUCCAGAUGAAGCAGAACUUCAGGUAAAUGGUGAUAUAGAAGUUGAAGAGAACCCUCAGCUCAUGCAAAAACCGAUCACAGCUGAGCAUUAAGCGAAACAGCAUAUUACAUGAGAAAUGGAUAGAUUCAUCUGGUGAAUAUCAUAAAAGCAUAUAAACAAAGAUUAAUUGACAAUGGAGGCUUGCAGAUUUGCAUUAUGGUUUGUGUUGUCAUUUUGUCCAAGCAGCACUUUUUUUUCUGUGUUUACUCUCUCAAGCUUGCUGGUUUGGUCCUUAUGAAAUUCUCCUUUCUUGCUUGCAGCAAUGUAUGUAGCUAUUUUGUCAGGUUAUAAAUUGUAGUUGAUCUUAAUUUUGGGUAUGCAGCACUUGUUCUGUUCAGUUGAUAUAGUUUGAUGAAAACAAAUUGAAGAAAAAGUUUGGCAGCUGAUGAUGGUACAAGUGAAUUUUGUUCAGGGCUUGCUUUGUUAAAACAACUGACAUUGUCAAAAUGUACAAGAUGUUUGUUUUUGUGGUCA
This is a messenger RNA of Arachis stenosperma, 2143 nucleotides long. RefSeq names its product protein WVD2-like 5. The record is from RefSeq and is a predicted model, not a curated record. Gene Ontology annotation, molecular function: microtubule binding. The transcript has 10 exons. Lineage: Eukaryota; Viridiplantae; Streptophyta; Magnoliopsida; Fabales; Fabaceae. The coding region runs from base 324 to 1721 and encodes 465 amino acids.